Messenger RNA from Schistocerca piceifrons (Central American locust), 3101 nucleotides. RefSeq names its product sialin-like. Gene Ontology annotation, biological process: transmembrane transport; monoatomic anion transport. The coding region runs from base 1 to 1704 and encodes 567 amino acids. The transcript has 11 exons. NCBI's taxonomy places the organism in Eukaryota, Metazoa, Arthropoda, Insecta, Orthoptera, Acrididae. The record is from RefSeq and is a predicted model, not a curated record. Gene Ontology annotation, molecular function: transmembrane transporter activity.
AUGGACCAAGCAGAGGAGAUUCUGCACCUGCUGCGUCACCGCAGCCGCACGAGGUGCACUCACUCGGCCGAGCGGAUAAAUGCAGGCGGCAGCGAAGCCACGUGGGGCAGGCGCGUCAGGACGCUGGCAACGCAGGAGGCAGUUAGCGCGCGCGAACGCAGCAUGUCGGCGACCGCACCGCCAGCCAAGCCGCAGGACUGCGACGGGUGCUGGAAGACGCGCUACACUGUGCUGCUGUUAAAUCUUCUGGGGCUGGCCGUCAGCUACGCGACUCGCGUCAACUUGUCAAUGGCCAUUGUGGACAUGGUCAACAACACAGCGCUGCUCGAGCACUACACCGCCACCGGCGUCGAUGUCGCCGCUGUCGACGACUCCUGUCCGAGAGAGGUGGUCCCUGCGGCCUCAGCCGCUAGAAAGGACGGGGAGUUCGUGUGGGACAAGCAGAAGCAGGGCGAGAUCCUGGCGGCCUACUACUACGGCUACACUGUCGGACACGUGCCUGGAGGCGUGCUGGCCGAUCGUUUCGGCGGCAAGCUCGUCUUCGGGUGCGGCAUCUUCCUCUCGUCUGUCCUCACUAUCCUGACUCCGCUGUCAGCCUGGGCUGGCGACUAUGUGCUGUUCGCCAACAGGGUCGGCCAAGGACUAGUACAGGGUGGUAUUAUACCGGCUAUACAAACAAUUAUAUGUAGAUGGGCGCCUGAUCACGAGAGAAGCAAGUUUUCUGUCAUUUAUCUUGGAGUGUUUGGAGGAACUCUGGUGUCGAUGGCUGUGUCGGGCGCGCUGUGCGAGACGGCGGUCGGCUGGCCCCUGGCCUUCUACUUCUUCGGCGCCGUUGGGUUGCUGUGGUGCCUUCCGUGGUGUCUGCUCGCUCAGGACUCACCAGCGCAGCACCGGAGGAUCGAUCCAGCGGAGCGGAGCUACAUUGAGGCUACAAUCGUGUCUAGUGCCAAGAAGAAGCUGCCUGUGCCUUGGAAGAGAAUCCUGCUGUCACCACCCCUGUGGGCUUUCGUCUCACUUAUGAUUACCUUAGACUGGACGUACUACCUGCUCAUCACUUCGCUGCCGCUCUACAUAGCCAACAUUCUGCACUUCGACGUGCGAAGCAACGGUUUCCUGUCCGCCAUUCCGCAAAUCACUGGUGUGAUUGGAAGCCUGCUGUUUGGUUGGGCUGGCGACGUAGUGUUUCGCAAGGGCUACAUCUCCAAAAUAAACGGACUCCGCGUCGUCAAUGGGCUCAGUACCCUGGUGCCCGCCGCGACGCUGCUGGUGGUGACUUUGGUGGGCUGCAACACCAGUGUGCUGGUGGCCAUGCUGGCCAUCAGCGGCUUCUGCAUCUCCACGUACUGUGCAGCGCCCUACAUGAACAUGCAGGCCAUCGCGCCCAACUACUCGGGCACCAUCGCCGGCAUCGUCAACAGCAUCGCCAACCUGACGGGCAUCGCCGUCCCUUACGUAGUCGGCGCCUUCACCAACGCCAAUCAAUCACGCUCAGCCUGGAACUCCGUCUUCUACCUGUCAGCGGGGCUGGCUGUCGUCGGAUACCUCAUCUACGCCGUCUUCACGACUGACGAGGUGCAGCCUUGGAACGAGCCUGCCUCAGAUAUUGAAACCAAAGUACAUCAUGAGAGAGGUGUCGACAACGUCGCUUUUGACAACGACAACGACGGCAUUCAGCCUGGUGGGCAGAGGUCUCUAGAUCCGUAGCACGUGGUCUUUAUAGCUAGCGUCUGCUCAGUUUGUUACUUAGACGCUUUUGUAUGACAUACAGAAUGGUGUAUAUGGUCACGACCAAUACACAGAUUUGCAAGUCUUGCACACACUAAGAUUAGACGAUAACAUAUUUCCUGGUCAAUCAAUCGUCUGAAACGCUUGGUAAAUUGUGUUGUCUGUUGUGAAACAAAGGCCUUCUGCACAUCCAUGAACUACACCGAAAGAACCCAUUAAUUUGCACACUAUACUUUAUUAACUAUCUUCUGACCGUAUUUCAUUAGUCACACCCAGCCCAAAAAGUGUGUAUCAUCACAGUCCUUCAACGUCACAUCCAGUAUUUCCAUUAACAACCACACGUAAAUAAAAUUUUAUAAUAGACGUGAUUCUUUCUUAUUUAGAACGAAUGCCUUCAGUACUGGCGUGACUCAGACAACAAUAUUAACGAUUUGGGAGCUCUGCGCUCAGUAUGAUUACCACAAUUCUAAGGACCAUUAUCGAUAGACAUUUCAUUACAAAUAUUGCAAGUGUUUUUGUCACCAUCAUUUCAUGAACACAGUUAUCAUGCACCGUCACACUAGUGUCAUCGGUGUCGUCAGUUGAUAUACUGACAUUCAAAAUAACUCAGAUUACACCCUCGACGUUCCAGUCAUCGCUUUUCCAAGGCUAGCGGAACUUGAAUCAAUGGCACAACUGCUAUCGUCAGUUAGUCAGAACAACCGGCUUUGAAAGAGGUGAUUUCGAGAAACGCAGUUACGGCUGUCGGAUGAAGCUGUUUACCAUCAGUUACAGUGGCAUCAGCUGCGACCACCUUUGAAACUAUCUACCACUAACAUACCGACUUUAUCGUAGCUGAAGAGCAAGAGUUGUCACCUGCAAUACAACUGUGUACAUAGUUUCCAUUGACUUUAUCAUGAGCGAUAUGGUCACUUCGUGGAACACUGCACUUUCUGUCCUCUGUAAAUAAAAUGCAUACCGUACAUAUUUGUGCUGAUGUGUCCCACUGUCGAAAAACGAAAAGAUCUUUUUGAAAAGCAUAAACCUGAGCAUAGUCGCUCACUCCCACAUAAAUCUCUAUCUUCGCUUGUACAAGCAGUGUCUUCCGAAAAUGUUAAUGUGAAUGCAGUUAGAUGCUCAUAAGACUGUAACGAUAUUAUCUAAUACUUAAUGUAAUUGUGAAAAAAAUGCGCGAAUUUCACUACGGUUAUGGGAUACAAGCAAUCGACGAUGAAUAGAACUUUCUUAAUCAAUAUAGUCUCUUCCACAAAGCAAUGAAAAAGGAAAUACUGACGCUCUAUUUCCCUUUCUUUACCUAUUCGUAUUCUUGUACGAAAUUUGGAUUGACAUUCUUAUCGUUCUUUGCAAAACAAGAAGUUUUCGAUUGAGUCAUCCCU